GAAUAAUUUAUGCAAUAUUUAAGAAACCUAGUGACCGCCACAUCAGUGGAGGCGUAAUUGUCAACCGCCAUGGAAAGCUACAAGCUCCAUCAACGGCUUGGCAAGGGAGCACAGGGUUCUGUGUUUCUCGCGGAAAACAAACAGGACAAGAUUUGCUACGUGCUGAAGAAGGUUGAAUGUAAUGAUGAAGGAGAGGCAAAUAAAGCAUUCAAGGAGGCUGUGGCAUUACAAGAACUCCAGCAUCCGCAUAAACAUCCAUAUAUAUGUGGAUAUAAAGAGUUUUUUGUCACAUGGGAUAAAGAGGAAUCUGCUAUGUUUGUAUGCAUUGUGAUGGAUUACUACAAGUUAGGUGACUUGGAUAAGGCUCUAAAGCAGAAACGAGCCAAAGGAGAAUCUAUACCUGAAAUGGUGUUAAAAAAGUGGUUUGGUCAGAUGGUGAAUGCACUAGCAUUUGUUCACAGCAAGAGUAUGAUACAUAGAGACCUUAAACCAAGUAACAUUUUUCUUGCUGAAGAUGGAAGUAUUUCAGUUGGUGACUUUGGUGUUUCAACCAUCAUGGAUGAUGCACGGACUCGCACAAGAACCACAGUAGGGAUUCAAUCUCAAAUAUCAUCAAAGCUCUUUCAAAUCAAACACUCUCCUCAGGAGCUAGAAGAAGUGCUCCAACUUGUUGGAAAGACAUAUGCAAAAGAUCUUUGCCAAACUAUUCGGAUUAUGCUCAGAAGAAACUUUCAGCAAAGACCAACCAUGAAGGAACUAGCAGAACUGCCAUAUGUAAAGAGUUGUAUUGCACUGAGUACUACUAAACAAGCUAAAGGAACAGUAGCUGCCAGCAAGGGAGCCAAGAAAGAACCUGUGAAACCAGUGCCUAAAGACAAGGGUGUAGCUGGUGUUUUAGAUUACAUGAAGAAAAACAAAGAUAGUUCAGCUUGUCAGGUGCAAGCUCUCAAACACCUUGAACAAAUCACAAGAAAACAAGAUGUGUCUUUGAAUAGAAAGGCGAAACAGCAAAUCGCAGAGACGAUGAAUAAUGAAAACAAAAAACCGGAUCCGUCUAAAGAUGUCCACCUCCAGGCAUUGAAGAUAUUUAUUAAUCUCUCUCCGAAAGCUGAUGAUAAUGAUGUCAUGUUUACAGAAGAAAUAAUUCGUCCUGUUCUUUCAGCUAUGAAGUCCCAUAUCUCAUCUUCAGAAUUGCAGUCAUGCGGCUGUCAGUUACUCAUGGCUCUUUCAGCUGAUGAGGCAGCAGGUGAAAUAAUCGGCCGUUAUGGAGGAGUCCAAGAUUUGUUAUCUGCCUUGAGAGCAUUCCCUGACAAUAAGGACAUUGCAUCUAACUGUUGUGGUGCUUUNCUUUGGUCAGUUUCAGUGUCAGAAGCCAACUGUAAGAUCGUGUCAGAGGAACGUGGUCUUGAAGACAUCUGCCUUGCUAUGGGGAGACACAACACAGAUGUUGAACUGGUGGAGGCGGCAUGUUCUGCCCUGUGGUCACUCUCUAUGGAAGAGGAGAAUCUUGAAUUGAUGGAAGACCUUAAUGUCAUUGACUUGAUCGUGGAUGCCAUCAAAAUGCACAAAAAGGAAGCUAAAGUCAUAAAGAACGCUUGCAUGGCACUAGCAAGUAUCGUCGAGGCCCGAGAGGUGUGUGCAUACCAGCUGCUGAAGGAGGAAGGAAUAGAGAACAUUAUUUCUGCUUACAAUAACAUGAAAACCAAUGACGAAGUAGUAGAGAACAUUUGCGUCCUUUUUUCUGAGUUGGUUGAGUAUGAGGACAUCAGAGAGGAAAUGAAACUGAACGCUAAUAUCACAAAAGUACUUUCUGAGGCCAAGUCAAAUUUCUCAGAUGAUGAACACGAGGAUCUUCUCAUGGCAGCAGCAGGUGCCUUAGCCAUGUUGGGAGGCGGUCAGCGGGAUGGACGAAGGAACAGCUCUGCACGGUCUAGACCCAGAAGUGCGGCUAGGAAAUGAAACAAUGACUAAUACUUCAAUGAAAUUAGCUUUAGAUGAGAACUGUAAGAAUCAGUCUCCUAAGAAAGCAGACACCUUGUCGGAUCAAGGCUUGUCCUGGAACACAACUGCACUGGUCUUCAGUUUCUCAUAAGGAACCCCUCUUCGCGGUCUUUCGUUGUAGUUUUGAUGUCGCAUAUGAUUCGUUCCCUAGGCUUAGUAAUAGACUAACAUUAUUAUAUAAUGAUUAUCAUAUUAAUUGGCAUAAUUAUUAUAGCGAGUGUAUGUAUAUACUUCUAGCAUUUGCAGUUUGUAUCAGUGUCGCUUGGUGAAUGCUUCAUUGUCAGCGUAAGAUUAAGGUGUAAGUAAUUCAAGGAGACCAAUCAUCAAGGGAUUUUAAUUAUUCUGGCUUUUUUAUUUGUAUUUUAUCGCAUUAGCAAAGCGGGUGAUUUUGAGUUACCAACAGGUCAAGACUUUGUACAGGUAGUAUAACACAAUACGUUUUUGAAAUAGUGCAGAGCCCACGCUCAACGAAGUCAGUGUCAGCUGUAGCCACACACAAUACACUUCAUAUAUAGCUAUGUAAAUUGUACUCAUAAGUUCAAACGUACAUUGGCGGGUCAGUUGUUAACUAGCAAACAAUUUUGUACAACCUUUUGUUGUAGCGUAAUUUUUGUAUGGUAAUUUGAAACGUUAAUAAACAGAAAUUCAUUCUCAGGUCA
Orbicella faveolata is the source of this 2660-nucleotide messenger RNA. Its product is annotated as serine/threonine kinase-like domain-containing protein STKLD1. The record is from RefSeq and is a predicted model, not a curated record. Gene Ontology annotation, biological process: protein phosphorylation. NCBI's taxonomy places the organism in Eukaryota, Metazoa, Cnidaria, Anthozoa, Scleractinia, Merulinidae. Gene Ontology annotation, molecular function: ATP binding; protein binding; protein serine/threonine kinase activity.